GUAGUCAAUCCAUCACUCAUAUCAUUGAGAGCAAUCUGAAACUUGCCAACUCAAACACACUAGCUACAUCUUAGCAACAAUGGCUGCCAAGAUAUUUUCCCUCCUUUUGCUCCUUGCUCUUUCAGUGAGCGCUACAACUGCGUUUGUUAUUCCACAAUGCUCACUGGCUCCUACCAAUGCUAUUUUUUCACAGUUACUUCCACCAGUUUCUGUUGCAGCGUACGAACACCCAGUUGUAAGGGCAUAUAGGCUGCAGCAGGCGCUCGCGGCGAGCAUCUUACAACAACCAAUUGCUCAAUUGCAACAACAAUCCUCAGCUCAUCUAAUAGUAGAGACCAUUGCAGCGCAGCUGCAGCAACAACAGUUCCUACCAGCUCUUAAUCAACUAGCUAUAGCGAACCCUGCUGCCUACUUGCAACAACAACAACUAUUUUCUCUAAAUCCAUUGGCUGCAACGAAUGCCGUUGCUUACCUACAACAACAACAGCUGCAACAGUUCCUACCAUCACUCAAUCAACUAGCACUGGCAAUCCCUGCCGCCUACUUGCAACAACAACAGCUGCUUCCUCUAAACCCAUUGGCUGCAGCGAACUCUGUUGCAUACCUUCAACAACAACAGCUGCAACAGUUCCUGCCAGCAUUCAGUCAACUAGCAUUGGCAAACCCUACUGCCUACUUCCAGCAACUACUUCCAUUCAACCAACCCGCUGUGGCAAACAUCGCUGCCUACCUGCAACAACAACAGCCGCAUCUAUUUAACCAGUUCACUGUUACAAAUGCUGCAGCCUACUACCAGCAACAGCAGCACCUGCCAGUUAACCCAGUGGCUAACCCAUUGGCUGCCGCCUUCCUACAGCAGCAACAAUGGCUGCCAUUCAACCAGAUGUCUUUGGUGAACCCUGCCUUCUCAUGGCAGCAACCCAUCAUUGGAGGUGCCAUCUUCUAGAUUACAAAUGAGUUGUACUUGAUAACAAAGUUCUCAUUUGGGCAUGUGCAACUUCCUAAUAAUAAUCAAUAUUUCGAUUGAGUUUUUCCUA
This is a messenger RNA of Sorghum bicolor (sorghum), 1037 nucleotides long. RefSeq names its product kafirin PSKR2-like. NCBI's taxonomy places the organism in Eukaryota, Viridiplantae, Streptophyta, Magnoliopsida, Poales, Poaceae. Gene Ontology annotation, molecular function: nutrient reservoir activity. The record is from RefSeq and is a predicted model, not a curated record. The coding region runs from base 80 to 946 and encodes 288 amino acids. The transcript has a single exon.